Maudiozyma barnettii is the source of this 1407-nucleotide messenger RNA. It is a transcript of the gene HRR25, whose product is annotated as serine/threonine protein kinase HRR25. Gene Ontology annotation, molecular function: protein serine/threonine kinase activity; ATP binding. Gene Ontology annotation, biological process: peptidyl-serine phosphorylation; endocytosis; signal transduction. Bases 1 to 1407 code for a protein of 468 amino acids. NCBI's taxonomy places the organism in Eukaryota, Fungi, Ascomycota, Saccharomycetes, Saccharomycetales, Saccharomycetaceae. The record is from RefSeq and is a predicted model, not a curated record. The transcript has a single exon. Gene Ontology annotation, cellular component: nucleus; cytoplasm.
AUGGAUUUACGUGUAGGCAGAAAAUUCCGUAUUGGUAGAAAGAUUGGAAGUGGUUCCUUUGGUGAAAUUUAUCAUGGUACAAACUUAAUCAGUGGUGAAGAAGUGGCUAUCAAAUUGGAAUCGAUCCGUUCAAGACAUCCUCAAUUAGAAUACGAAUCUCGUGUUUAUCGAUAUUUAAGCGGUGGCGUGGGUUUACCCUUUAUUAGAUGGUUUGGUCGUGAAGGCGAAUAUAAUGCUAUGGUUAUAGAUUUACUAGGUCCAUCUUUAGAAGAUUUAUUUAACUAUUGUUAUAGAAAAUUCUCUUUUAAAACUGUCAUCAUGUUAGCAUUACAAAUGAUUUGUAGAAUUCAAUAUAUUCAUGGUAGAUCCUUUAUUCAUAGAGAUAUUAAGCCGGACAAUUUCUUAAUGGGAACAGGAAGACGUGGUUCCACUGUUCAUGUAAUCGAUUUCGGUUUAUCAAAAAAAUAUAGAGAUUUUAAUACUCAUCGUCAUAUUCCUUAUAGAGAAAAUAAAUCAUUAACGGGUACAGCUCGUUAUGCAAGUAUUAAUACACAUUUGGGAAUUGAACAAUGUAGAAGAGAUGAUUUGGAAUCCUUAGGAUAUAUCUUUGUCUAUUUCUGUAAGGGUUCCUUACCAUGGCAAGGGUUGAAAGCAACUACUAAGAAACAAAAAUAUGAUAGAAUUUUAGAGAAAAAAUUAAGUAUCAGUACAGAAGUAUUAUGCGAAGGUUUACCUUUGGAAUUUAAAGAAUAUUUGGAUUAUUGUAAGAAUUUGAAGUUUGAUGAAAGACCAGAUUAUUUAUAUUUGGCAAAAUUGUUUAAGGAUUUAAGCAUUAAAUUGGAAUAUCAUAAUGAUCAUUUGUUCGAUUGGACAAUGUUACGGUAUACUAAAGCAAUUAUCGAAAAACAAUCAGCAGAUAUUUUAACUAUUAAAGAAAAUAAUGAUGCAGAAAAUAAUAACAAUAAUAGUAAUAAUAGUAAAGCUGAAGUGUUUAAUAAGAUUAAACAAUUGACUUUAAAGAAAUUUUCGUCACAUUUCCAUUAUUAUCGUAGUAAUGAUAAACAUACUCCAACGCCGGAUGAAAUUAAAUUGCAAACAAAUGAAAAUAAUAAUAUUAUUCCUGCUUUACCUCAACAAUUAUUAUCAGUAAUAGAUAAAUCAUUGGAAAAUAUUAAUGCUACAGACUCUACAAAGCAAGAUCAACAGCAGCAACAACAACAGUCGCAGCAGCAGCAGCAACAACAACAACCUUUGCUAGAUCAACAACGUCAACAGGUCAGUCAUCAAGCACCACCACAACAGAAUAUACAGCAACGUCCAGGUGCUACUUAUUAUCCACCAACAAGUAGUAACCCGCAACAACAGCAGCAGCAGCAGCAGCAAAGUAAUAACAACAUAUGGCUGUAG